AAAAGACUCAAAGAAAGGAGGUUUCAAGGGCUCCAGGCGCACCCUCCUUUCUCGCGCGCGACCGCUGGAGGCGGCGGAGCCGACCUCACCUCGCCGGAGCUUAAUCCCCUCAGCUCCUUUCCCCUUUCUCCGGAUUCUGGUUGGCCGGCGGUUGGGGUUGGGGGGGGGGGGUGUGAAGAGCUCGCCGUCGCACGCGAUGUCGGCCGCCGCGGGGACGCCGCCCGAUGGCGGAGGAGACAGGCCGUGGCAGUCCUACCACACCGCCUACACCAAUGCCAAAGCUGGAAUGGAGGGAGUUGACAAAGAGAAGGUGCAGAAGGUAAUCUACGAAAUGAGCAAGGGUUCAAAAUAUUUUGAAAACGAGCAGCGGAAAGAGGCAAUUACCAAACAAAAAAUUGAGCAUCUGCGUGCACAAUGUGCAAAGCUGACUGAUAAUGACAUAUCACAUUUUCAGAAGGUCGCUGAAAACAAAAUUUUGGAGCUGGAAGCUUCACGGGAUCUUUCAAAGAUAUGGCUUCACACUGACAUGGAUGCCUUUUAUGCUGCUGUUGAGACAUUGGAAAAUCCAUCCUUGAAGGGAAAACCAUUGGCAGUCGGUAGCAUGUCUAUGAUAGCUACUGCAAGUUAUGAGGCACGGAAAUUUGGAGUUCGUGCAGCAAUGCCUGGUUUUAUUGGCUGUAAACUAUGUCCUGACUUGGUUUUUGUCCAUCCAAAUUUUGAGAGAUACACUUAUUAUAGUGAAUUAACAAGAAAAGUUUUCCAAAGGUAUGAUCCCAACUUUGUUGCAACAAGCCUGGAUGAAGCGUAUCUCAAUAUUACAAAUGUCUGUUUUGAUAGAGGCAUCACAGGUGAGGAGGUUGCUACUGAACUUAGGGGUGCCAUUCACCAGGAAACUGGUCUAACUUGUAGUGCUGGAGUUGCUCCAAACCGCAUGAUUGCUAAGGUUUGCUCUGAUAUAAACAAGCCUAAUGGACAGUUCAUCUUGCCUAAUGACCGAGAAGCUGUGACAACAUUUGUAUCAACACUACCUAUAAGAAAGAUAGGUGGUAUAGGCAAGGUAACAGAACAAAUGUUACGUCAGGUGCUUGGUAUUACUACAUGCCAGGAGAUGCUUCAAAAGGCUGCUUUCUUAUGUGCAUUGUUUUCUGAAUCCUCAGCUGGUUCGUAUGUUGGUAACACUUAUUUCUUUAUUUCGGUUGGUCUUGGACUAGGUGGUACAGAAACUCCUGAGCAAAGGCUAAGGAAAAGUAUCAGUUGUGAGCGAACUUUCAGGGAAACAGAUGAUCGUUCUUUGCUUUUCGAGAAGUUAGAUAAUCUUGCAGAAAAUUUGGCCGACGAUAUGCAAAAAGAAUGCCUGAAGGGAAAGACAAUAACGCUCAAACUGAAGACUGCCGCUUUUGAGGUCAGGACAAGAGCAAUAACUGCACAAAACUACAUCAACUCCAAGGAAGAUAUCCUGAUCUACGCUAGGAAAUUGCUUAAGGCUGAACUGCCUCUUUCUUUGAGAUUGAUGGGGUUACGAAUGUCCCAUCUUCAUGAUGAGAAAGAUGAUUCAUCUACACAAACCCAAAAGACACUAGAUAGAUUUUUCCGUACAGCUGACAACUCAAAUGACAAUGGAGCAAACGGUCUGAGCAUCAAUAAUACCACAGGAGGGGAUAACUAUGAUACUAAUGUGAUAUCUAAGGUCAAUUAUCUAGAGCAUGAUGCUAGAACAGAUGAUACCAUGGAUGACCAGGCAUUAUUCUCGUGUGAAAAGAACUUAUUUGUUCCUGAAGGAAGGAACUCAGACAAUUAUAGUAAUGAUAUUUCAUCAAGAAAUCCUGUUAUAUGUGAUGGUGUGGGUCAAAAAGAAUCAGAUGAUGACUCUAGUUCGAAGAGUACACAUACUGUAAAGUUUGAUGACCAUCUCACCAGCUCUAACGCAACUACUUCAUCGAGUAAACCUGAUCAUCUUUUCUGGAUAAAUGGCUAUAUCUGCUCCCAUUGUGGAUUUGAACUGCCUCCAGGAUUUGAGGAGGAGAGGCAAGAACAUUCAGAUUUCCACUUGGCUGAAAUGCUUCAACAGGAAGAGGCAGGCAACAGCACGGGUCCCCUCUUGAAAGAGAGGUUAGCUGAAAGGCCAUGCUCUACCACACCCACACCUAAGAAGAAGCUCAAGUCUUCAAAAGAUGGAAAACAUAUACCUAUUGAUGCUUUCUUCCAUAAGUGUGACAAGAACUUGUAACAUACUACAUUUGUAGUUUGUAACACUCCCAAUGUGUGGCAGGAGAAUCUACAGGUUGCUGCACUGCCAUCCAAAGCUACACUCGAGUUUGAGGAUGGUGUCUCACUUCGAAGUGCAUAUGUUGUUCCUGAAGAUGUUCAAGCUGCAGGGUUCCAGAUUGAUGCUGAUGAACUGGCAUCUAUUGUUGAAAGUCGUGACACUAAAAAGUUGGCUGUGCAUGGACAAUUAGGUGGGAUUGCACACAAGUUAGCAACAUCAUUAACCAAUGGGAUAGUUACAGACAAGGACCUCUUGAAUCAAAGGCAGGACAUAUAUGGAGUAAACAAGUUCGCUGAGACUGAAACUCGCAGCUUUUGGGAGUUUGUAUGGGAAGCACUGCAGGACACAACUCUUAUAAUUCUUACUGCUUGUGCUGUCGUCUCUUUGGUUGUUGGCAUAACCACGGAAGGAUGGCCACAAGGUGCGCAUGAUGGCAUUGGCAUCGUUGCAAGUAUCCUCCUCGUUGUUUCUGUUACCGGAACAAGUAACUAUCAGCAGUCCUUGCAAUUCCGGGACCUUGACAAGGAGAAAAGGAAAAUUCUUGUUCAAGUCACAAGGAAUGGCUUGAGACAAAGAGUACUGAUAGAUGAUCUUCUUCCUGGUGAUGUUGUCCAUCUUGGGGUUGGUGAUCAGAUUCCUGCAGAUGGCCUCUUUAUUUCUGGGUUUUCUGUAUUGGUCGAUGAGUCUAGUCUAACUGGGGAGAGUGAACCUGUUUUUGUAAAUGAAGACAACCCUUAUCUUUUAUCAGGGACGAAAGUCCUUGAUGGGUCCUGCAAAAUGCUGGUUACAGCAGUUGGGAUGCGAACACAAUGGGGCAAAUUAAUGUCUGUUCUUACUGACGGCGGGGAUGAUGAAACUCCACUUCAAAUCAGACUGAAUGGAGUUGCAAACACUAUUGGGAAAAUUGGUCUAUUUUUUUCUUUGUUAACUUUCAUUGUCCUUUCACAAGGGAUAUUUGGCCAGAAAUAUCUUGACGGGCUUCUUUUGAGUUGGUCUGGAGAUGAUGUGCUAAAGAUAUUGGAUCAUUUUGCUGUUGCAGUUACAAUUGUUGUUGUUGCUGUACCUGAGGGAUUGCCAUUAGCAGUCACUUUGAGCCUUGCAUUUGCAAUGAAUAAAAUGAUGAAUGACAAGGCACUUGUUCGGCAGUUGGCUGCCUGCGAAACCAUGGGCUCAGCCACAGUCAUUUGCAGUGACAAGACAGGAACACUAACAACUAAUCGCAUGACUGUUGUAAAAGCCUGCAUCUGUGGGAACACCAUGCAAGUUAACAACCUACAGACUCCUUCAAGCAUGCUUUCCAAUAUCCCAGAAGUUGCUGUAGAAACUCUUCUGGAGUCCAUUUUUAACAAUACCAGUGGCGAAGUGGUGAUUAACCAGGAUGGAAAGUAUCAAAUACUAGGCACCCCUACUGAGACAGCUCUGUUGGAGCUUGCACUGUUGCUAGGCAGAGGCUGUGGAGAGAAGCAACAGGAACCUAAGAUUGUUAAAGUGGAACCUUUUAAUUCAACCAAAAAGAUGAUGAGUACCAUUCUUGAGCUUCCUGCUGGAGGAUAUCGUGCACAUUGUAAAGGUGCUUCAGAAAUAGUAUUGGCUGCUUGUGAUAAGUUCAUUGAUGAAAGAGGUUGUAUCUCCCCCCUUGACGAUACAACUUCCAGUAAGCUCAAUGAUAUAAUCAAAACCUUUUCUAGUGAAGCGCUCAGAACAUUAUGCCUUGCUUAUAGGGAAAUGGACGGGUUUUCUACUCAAGAGCAAAUACCAUUACAAGGUUACACCUGCAUCGGCAUUGUUGGUAUUAAAGAUCCUGUUCGUCCAGGUGUCAGCCAGUCUGUGGCAACUUGCCGGUCAGCUGGCAUUUCGGUGAGAAUGAUUACAGGUGACAAUAUUGAUACAGCAAAAGCAAUUGCUCGGGAAUGUGGUAUACUUACCAAGGAUGGCAUUGCCAUUGAGGGUGCUGAGUUUAGGGAGAAAAAUGCUGAAGAACUCCUUGAUUUGAUCCCAAAAAUGCAGGUACUGGCCCGUUCUUCACCACUUGAUAAGCAUACACUUGUGAAGCAUUUGCGCACCACAUUCAGUGAAGUUGUUGCCGUGACUGGUGAUGGCACUAAUGAUGCGCCUGCGCUGCGUGAGGCAGAUAUUGGACUUGCCAUGGGCAUUGCAGGGACUGAGGUUGCAAAAGAGAGUGCUGAUGUUGUAAUUCUGGAUGACAACUUUUCUACAAUUGUUACUGUUGCCAAAUGGGGCCGCUCUGUUUAUGUUAACAUCCAAAAGUUUGUGCAGUUCCAGCUUACUGUUAAUGUUGUCGCGUUGCUAGUUAACUUCUCUUCUGCAUGUUUCACAGGGGAUGCUCCACUUUCAGCUGUACAACUUCUUUGGGUCAACAUGAUCAUGGACACCCUAGGGGCCCUUGCACUAGCCACUGAACCACCCAAUGAUAACUUGAUGAAGAAAGCACCAGUAGGAAGGACAGGGAAAUUUAUCACAAAUGUGAUGUGGAGGAACAUUGUAGGGCAGUCGUUAUACCAAUUUGCUGUCAUGUGGUAUCUGCAAACUCAAGGGAAACACCUGUUUGGGCUGGAGGGCUACAAUGCUGAUAUUGUGCUAAAUACAAUCAUAUUUAACACUUUUGUCUUCUGCCAGGUGUUCAAUGAGAUAAGCUCAAGAGAAAUGGAGGACAUGAAUGUUCUGAGGGGCAUGGCAGACAAUUCCAUUUUCCUGGGUGUCCUCACUGGCACCAUCUUCUUCCAGUUCAUCCUAGUCCAGUUCCUGGGCGAUUUCGCUUACACCGCGCCUCUGAACCAGCAGCAGUGGCUCAUCAGUGUGCUCUUUGGCUUCCUUGGGAUGCCCAUUGCUGCUGCCAUCAAGUUGAUUCCUGUAGAACCUCAUGAAAAAGUCGAUACACGAAGAAUGCCAUAGACUUAUGCAUAACACCAGAGUACAUAGACAUGGAAAUAUUCACUCAAUUUGCAUCAUAAGGAGCCUACAUACAAGGAUAACUUGCACUCCAGGGUUCUGUGAUCAGAGAUUGGCAGCAUGCUGUGAAGAAAAUUUUGGACUUGGCCAAUCUUGCCAUGAUGUAAGUUGACCUGUGGAAGCAGAGCUGAUCAGUGGUUCUGGAAAAUAUGCAGUGAUUUUUAGUAUUAUUUUGAAUACGCUGAUCUAGUAUUAUUAUGAAAUGCCAUCUGGGGUAGGGUAUAAACAGAUAAGAUUGUACAUCAAUACAAGACUGACAUUGAUGAUAGCCACAAUGAUUAUAUUCUUAAUAGAAGUUGAUUCAUUCUAGAACAUAUGUUGCCCAAUGAUAGCAUUUCAAAUGUUUCACCACACUAUAUCACUAAAAAUUUAC
Molecule: messenger RNA, 5609 nt
Organism: Oryza brachyantha (malo sina)
Lineage: Eukaryota; Viridiplantae; Streptophyta; Magnoliopsida; Poales; Poaceae
Product: calcium-transporting ATPase 3, plasma membrane-type-like
Exons: 20
Biological process (GO): DNA repair; calcium ion transmembrane transport
Cellular component (GO): intracellular membrane-bounded organelle; membrane
Molecular function (GO): ATP hydrolysis activity; P-type calcium transporter activity; damaged DNA binding
Source: RefSeq, a predicted model, not a curated record